Messenger RNA from Aphidius gifuensis, 1125 nucleotides. RefSeq names its product protein lethal(2)essential for life-like. NCBI's taxonomy places the organism in Eukaryota, Metazoa, Arthropoda, Insecta, Hymenoptera, Braconidae. Gene Ontology annotation, molecular function: protein folding chaperone. Gene Ontology annotation, biological process: response to heat; protein refolding. The coding region runs from base 273 to 887 and encodes 204 amino acids. The record is from RefSeq and is a predicted model, not a curated record. The transcript is spliced from 2 exons.
CGCGAAUGAACUGGCAUCAGUCGAAUAAAAGCAACCAAAGUAUUCACAUCGAAUUAAAUAAAAAACCAACGCUAUUAUUUUUAAAUAAUAACAAAAUCAUUAAAAAAUCAAUCAAUCUUUAAGUAAAAAUAAAAGUGAGAUUAAAAAAGUGACAAUUUAAUUAAUAAAUUUGUGCCAUUAACAAAUUGUUAAAAAAAAAAAAUCAAAAGAUUAUUUUAAUCUUUAAAACAGUAUCAAGUUCAAGUUAAUUUAAAGAAAGUUAAUUUAUCAAGAUGUCUCUCGUACCAAUGUUAUUCUCAAACUGGUGGGAAGAUUUGGAUCAUCCUCAUCAUAUUUUUGAUCAAGAUUUUGGAGUUGGAUUGAAUCAUGAUCAGUUGAUGACACCACAAAUGUUUCAUCGUUACGUGGCUCCAACACCAAGAAGACAUCAUGUCUUGGCUCGUCCAUCUAAUUAUCUUCGUCCAUGGGCUGAACUUCUUCGCAAUGCUGAAUCAGCAACAUCAACAGUCAAACCUGACAAGGACAAGUUCCAAGUUAUCCUUGAUGUUCAGCAAUUUAAGCCUGAAGAGAUCAAUGUCAAGGUCGUUGACAAAUUUGUCACUGUUGAAGCUAAACAUGAAGAAAAACAAGAUGAGCAUGGCUGGAUUUCACGUCAAUUCCAACGUAAAUAUUUGAUUCCAGAACAAUGUGAUCUUGCUCAAGUUUCUUCAUCAUUGUCAUCAGAUGGUGUACUCACAAUAACAGCACCAAAAAAAGCUGAACUUGCUGUUGAAAAUGAACGAAGCAUCAAGAUUGAACACACUGGUAAACCAGCCAUUCGUGAAGCUGAAAAAAAACAAGAAGCUGUCAAGGACAAGAAGGAUGCUCCCCAAAAUGGAAAAAAAUAAAUACUUGAUUCAGUAUUAUAUUCUCCAUUAAAAAAAAAACCAAUGACUGUCUCUUAGACUCUAAAUAUUACACUAUUAUUAUUAUUAUAAAUGUACCAUGUACUCUUUUUUUUUUUUCUCUUUUGCAUUUUUUAAUUGAGUGUGAUACAACUUUUGAAAAAAAAAAAAAAAUGUUGUGAUUGUAAUUAUAAGUUACAUACUCAAUAGUAUUUAAUAAAAAUUAAUAAUUUUUCUCAUA